AAGGGUCGCCAGCACAGCAAGUCCGGGGCAUGCGCCAUGCCAUCUGAUCGGUAGGCCACCGAGCCGUUGUGAGGUCGCAGCUCACCAUGCGGCCUUACAAUAGACUACACAUUGACAUUGUACAUGCUGAGAAAAGGAGCCAUGCAGACUGUGAAACUUGCUAAUGGCGUCCAAAUGCCCGUCCUAGGCUUUGGAGUCUACGAAGCGCGUGGCGAGGAUUGUGUAAAGGCUGUGCAAAAGGCAGUCGAAGCUGGGUAUCGCCAUUUUGACACCGCUUUGGCUUACAGAAACGAGCAUCUCGUCGCGCAGGGCCUACAACAGGCUGGCUUGAAGCGCCAUGAUGUCUUUAUCACUACAAAGCUGCCGCCCGGGUGCCGAGGCUAUGCACAAACGCAGAAAGCUAUUCAAGAGUCACUACGCAAUUUAAGCUUCCCUGAACAGCCAUCCUUUAUCGACCUCUACUUGAUUCAUGCGCCGUAUGGGACGCGUGAGGAGCGACUAGGGCAGUGGCACGCCAUGUGCGAAUCGGUGGAUCGUGGUGACAUUCGAGCAGCAGGUGUCAGCAACUAUGGCAUACAUCAUCUACAAGAACUACUAGAUUCUGCUGAAGUUGAGAAGCAUCGACCCGUGUGCAAUCAAAUGGAGCUGCAUCCAUUCCUUCAGCGACGGGAGCUUGUUGAUUUUUGCAGGCAGCGUGAUAUCGCUAUGGCUGCAUGGGCACCCGUUACGCGGGGUAUGUGCUUGACGCACCCUACAGUCCUUGACAUCGCACAAAGGCACCAGGUCAGUGCCGCACAGAUCCUCAUUCGCUGGUCAAUCCAAAAGGGAUUCAUGCCUUUACCCAAGAGCAUCACACCUUCGCGCAUCUUGGACAACAUCAAUGUCUUUCACUUUAAGCUGUCAGACAAGGACAUGGAAGAGCUGGAUGGCCUCGAGGAAGGCUUGACAACCAGCUGGGAUCCAAGCUCGAACCCUCUCUAG
Messenger RNA from Protomyces lactucae-debilis, 981 nucleotides. Its product is annotated as oxidoreductase. The record is from RefSeq and is a predicted model, not a curated record. The transcript has a single exon. The coding region runs from base 124 to 981 and encodes 285 amino acids. NCBI's taxonomy places the organism in Eukaryota, Fungi, Ascomycota, Taphrinomycetes, Taphrinales, Protomycetaceae. Gene Ontology annotation, molecular function: oxidoreductase activity.